This is a messenger RNA of Aspergillus saccharolyticus JOP 1030-1, 1853 nucleotides long. RefSeq lists its product as uncharacterized. NCBI's taxonomy places the organism in Eukaryota, Fungi, Ascomycota, Eurotiomycetes, Eurotiales, Aspergillaceae. The coding region runs from base 1 to 1413 and encodes 470 amino acids. The transcript is spliced from 4 exons. The record is from RefSeq and is a predicted model, not a curated record.
AUGGAGAAACAACCACGAGAGACUUCCAUCCAGACCCCCUCCCCGCCCGGGGAGUCACUGGAGCAGCAGAUGAAGCUCUCGCCGCUGGAGUUUUCCUUCUCCCGGCAGCUCGAGGUGUUCCUGACGGUGGUGUUACCAAUCACCCUGACAGUAGAGGAAUGUCAGGCCGCUACAGAGGCCAUGGUCGGGGAGUAUCCGAUCCUGGCCACGAGGUUGGAUCGGACGCGUUCGACCUUCACCAAGGGGCGCAGAGAGAAAGCGGGGCGGUCGGGCAUCUUCCAGGCCACGACUGCCGACGGAGAUUUGGAGGAGUUAGUGCCGUCGCAGGUGCCGUCCCCUGCCUUCUACGAUCCCCAGCUUCUGGAGGCUUUGUUCCAGUCCAAUUUGUCGAAGCAUGAUGGCCAGCGGGCCCUUUCCAUCCGCACCGUUCAUCUGCGAGACGCAUGCGUUCUGCGUUUUAUCGUUCAGCAUGCACUAGCCGACGCGGGAGGCGUACAUUGGAUCGCCGAGACCUACUGUGCCUUCCUGUCAGGCACGCACCACCACCACCACCCGACCGUACGCCCCGAUUUCCUCCUCAAGCCCGAGGUCAUCCAGGCGGGAGCCGAGAUGGCCGCCGACGGCCUGCACCCAAUCGCCGCGCGCUACUCGCAGGGGUUUCGUGUCAGCUGGGCCAGCUUCCUGGCUGCAUACCUGCGACAGCGGUUCUGGGCGCUGUGUCCGACCUCCGCCCGCCGAGUGCGGAAGAUGCUCUUCGUGCCGCAGUCGUGCAUUGACGACUGGAUGGUCCAAGCGCAAAGCCAGGGCGUCCAGGUCACGGAGCAUGACUUACUGAUGGCGUUCGUGUACCAGGGUGCCCACACCGGGCUCAUCUUCACGCUCAAUAUCCAAUCCCACCUGGCCUCGGUCAAGGGCGCCUUGACCAACCCGUGGAUUAACGUUCCCGUCGAGCCCGUUGCCACCACGAAUCUCGUCCAGACCGCGGCACAUGUCCGCCGGACCAUCCAGCAGGCCCGCGAGCCUGCCUGCGUCGCCCAAAUCAUCGGACAGCAUGUUCCUGUGCGAAACACCCCCGCGGUGCCCAAGGGGUAUGGUUCGCGCACGCCAAGGGUGGCGCUAACGUCGUGGAGCCAUCUCCCGUGGUAUGAUCUCGAGGUGAAGGGGACGAAGCCCGCCUGGGUGGUGGGAGACACGCAGCUGAGUCAACUGCUGACGAGAAUGGGGGUACGGAUGGACGAUGGGUUAACGACGUGCCAGGCCCGGUCAUUCGCGGGCGAUGGGAGACGUCGGUCGGGGUAUUGGGUGCAGGGUCGAGUGAGCGACGGGAUCUGGACGAGAAUGAUGAAUGGGUUGACGCAAGGGGCCGGCGAGGGAGAGGCGACGUUAGACGCGGUGGUGGUGAAGGCGUUAUGAUCGGGGUGGGCUAAUGCUUGUCACGGUCGGCUGGCGCGUGGAUCCGUGCGUGGGACGUUUGUUCCGAUCAUUGGGAGAUACGUCAUCUCUAGCACAGAAGCAGCGAUGUUGACGACCCUCCAUGUCACAAUCGCUCACGGCCGUAUCCCCACAGUAGACAAGUCAAGUUCCAAUUUAUGUCAAUGAGCCCUGAGAUGUUUAUAGAGCGCAGCGGUCCACUGGAUACGGUGAUGCUUCACAUCCUGCAAGUUGCUUCCACCGCGGAAACAAAUGUAUGGACGAUCCUGACCUCGAAUGAUGCGAUGUCGACUUCCACCGAGGAGCAAGCUGAUAUGGCGGCGUCGUACUUCGCAAUCAUCUGCAUAGUGCAUCCAGGGGUUUCUAUUGUUCUGGACCAGGCAAGACGAAGAGAAAAACUAAUGAAAGCGUGUGGAUGGGGG